CGUGGAAAGCCCAAAUACCGACGUCAGUGUUGUCCCGCCCCCUGCUGCCUCGGUCCAACCAGAGAGCUGACAGAGCGACUUGCUCCAGCCUUCCUUCUGCACCAGGGCAUUUGACGUUCUUACGGGGAAAUUUUAAUACCGAAAGUAUCACGGGGUACAGGCCUACUGUUGAAAUGGCUACUGCCACUACGGAGGAAACAUCCGCGCUGGGUGCAAAGGACGAUGAACCUCUCGCGGAGAAAACCGGGGACGAGGGCCAAGAGAAAGAGAAAGGCCUCCCAGAGCCGAAAUCAGAGGAGCCGGGAGGUGGCGUAGAGCCGAAAAUGGAAGAGGCGGACAGCGAGGCUAGCGACGAUAAGCCCGCUGCAGAGCCAGGAGAGGCCGCGGCCGAGGCGGUGACAGACGCCGCCGAAGCGGUCAACCAAGACACGACAGCCGCUAAUGAAGAGUCAGAGCAGAAGUCAGAGCCGCUGCAAAGUCCAGGAGACUGCAAUGAAGCUGCCUGCGACACCACAGUUAAAGAAAUUAAGGAGGAACAAAGAGAAGAGAGCGGGUCUCCGGGGAUUGACUGCGAAAAGAGCAAAACGAUUUGUGAAGACGGGGAGAAGCCCAGCGGAGGAGGCGGGGAGCUCGGCGACAAGAGGCGGCCCAGUGUCGAAAUGUCAUCCUCAGACGGAGAGCCGCUGAGCCGGAUGGACUCCGAGGACAGUAUCAGCAGUACUCUGAUGGAAAUGGAGAGCACAGUGUCAAGCGGGCGGUCCACGCCUGCUAUGAUGAACGGGCAGGGCAGUGCCAGCUCCUCCGGGACCAAGGCGGUGGCCUACCCCUGCUGUUGGGACCUCUGCCCAGAGUGCUUCAACUCCAGCCCCGACCUGGCUGAACACAUCAGGGGUAUUCACGUGGAUGGGCAAAGAGGAGGGGUAUUUGUGUGUCUGUGGAAGGGUUGUAAGGUGUACAACACACCGUCCACCAGUCAGAGUUGGCUCCAGAGACACAUGCUGACCCACAGCGGGGACAAGCCAUUCAAGUGUGUAGUUGGGGGCUGCAAUGCCAGCUUUGCCUCCCAGGGAGGUCUGGCGCGGCAUGUACCCAGCCACUUCAGCCAGCAGAGCUCCUCCAGAAUGUCCAGCCAGGCCAAACUCAAGGAGGAAUCGCCCUCCAAGGCCGGAGUCAACAAGAGGAAGAAGCUCAAGAACAAACGCAGGCGCUCUCUACCGAGGCCUCAUGACUUCUUCGACGCUCAGACCAUGGACGCCAUCCGCCACAGGGCCAUCUGCCUCAACCUGGCCACCCACAUCGAGAGCGUGGGCAACGGCCACAGCGUGGUCUUCCACAGCACGGUGCUGGCCAGGAGGAAAGAAGGCACUGGCAAGGUGAAGGUCCUCCUACACUGGACACCUGAAGACAUACUGCCCGACGUGUGGGUGAACGAAACAGAGCGGUCUCAGCUGAAGACUAAAGUGGUGCACUUAUCCCAACUACCGCAGGAUACAGCCAUGCUUCUAGACCCCAACAUCUACAGAGCACUUCCCCAGAAGCGGCUGAAGCGAAGCCUGUAAGGAGUCAGCUGUGGACUUGGUACUUAAAGGGAAAUCCUUGUUCAUAGGAGGUUUAUCUGUACGGGAUGGAACACUCUUCUUCUGUCUCUGCUGAAAGAGAGGAGUGAAGUGGAGAAAAAAAAAAAGGACAAGACUCGGUUAUGCCGCCGUUCUCCACUUUCCCCCUCUCCAUCUUGUAUAUUUGAAACUGCUUUUGUCAUCAAGUGUGGUGUUGAAUUGGAUCAACCAUUUACAAAGGGUUUGUUCCCUGACAAACCCGAGUGAGCGUUUUAUAACAAGCAGCAAACUGAAAAUAGUCUUAAUCCUCAAAAGGUGUACAUAAACAAUUUUGUGUGAUCUUGUCAAAAACACAUCAUAUUUUAUAAAUGUUUUGUGUAAAUAUUUAUGCAGAUUUGUAACUUAUUUUUAUACCAUAAAAUCCAAGUGUACUGUGGAUUUUUGUGAAGUUUUUGACCAGAACCGCAUUUACUGUGAUAAUCUAUGUGAACUGUCACUUUUAGGGGAAUUAGGAAUUUCUAGCUGUCAUAACGGUGUUUUAAAUGAAUGAAGUGUUAUCAGGUUGUCCUAUUUAUACUUACUGAAUGCAUUGCUGUCCACAAUGUCUUUGACAAUGAUGACAUCUGAGGUGUGCCAAUCGCGUCAGACCUGUAUAAGAUGGCAGUGUGUAUUGUUACUGGAGCAAUAACACUACCAUCCAUGUGAAUUGUCAAAAUGUGUUAAUUGUUUUGCUGCCUUCUUGGCCAGGACACUCCUGAAAAAGGGAUUUUUAAUCUCAGCGAGGCCUUCCUGGUUAGGUACAGGUUAAAUAAAAAUAUUGAAAUAACAAACAAUUAAGCGUGCUCCUAUGUAACUCUUCAUCUUCCUCAGCGCAUAUCUGGAAAAGGUCCAGCAGAGCAUGAGUGACAUUUCAAGCCCACACACUUUUACCUUUGACCUCUGACUAAAGCAGUGUUAACCACAGCCAUUUAAACCUCCACACCCAACCUCUGGACACGCAAAUGAACAAGAACUGUGUAUUAUCAUUGUUGUAAUGAUAGAUUUACAGUACCUCUGUCUGAGCACUCAAGAAUUCAUGUUGUUCAAAUAAUUUGUGUUUUCUACUGUAUAUUGUCUAUGUUGGAAGUGGAAUGCUGACUUUGUAAUAAACCGAGGAGGAAAAACAACAGA
Molecule: messenger RNA, 2726 nt
Organism: Myripristis murdjan (pinecone soldierfish)
Lineage: Eukaryota; Metazoa; Chordata; Actinopteri; Holocentriformes; Holocentridae
Product: zinc finger protein AEBP2
Exons: 9
Coding region: 174-1559 (461 amino acids)
Biological process (GO): regulation of transcription by RNA polymerase II
Cellular component (GO): ESC/E(Z) complex
Source: RefSeq, a predicted model, not a curated record